CCGGUGGGGGGGCAGCUGGCUAUGUGUGUGCGUAAGUGUGCGUUUUUUCUUUUUUCCGCGAGUGUGUCGGAGAGUCGUCGAGCAGCGGGCGGACUUGAAAACUUCCCCCGCCUUCAGCGAGCGGAGCCUCGGCGCCGAGGAGCCCAGUCCGCAGCGUCUCCAGCCCCGCCGCCGCCGCCGCCGCCGCCUCAGAGGGACCCCCGGUCCGGUUCUCAGCACUGGAACCAUUUCCGGCCACCAUGGAUGAUUUAGAUGCUUUGUUGGCGGACCUCGAGUCCACAACGUCCCACAUUUCCAAGCGCCCACUCUUCCUGUCAGACGACGCCGCGUACUCCGUCCCGUUUGGAGGUCAGCCCCAGCAAGACAUCGGCUCGCCCCCCCAAGUCUUAUCCGCGGCCUCAGAGCGAUCUCUGAACGGGAUCGAUGAAACAGAGCCCUGCAGCCCUGCUCAGAGAAGUCCCUGGUCUGGAGAUAGUAGCAGCCCAAGCCAACCAGUUGGUGAAGAGGACCACGUAUACAGCUUCCCUAAUAAGCAGAAGAGCAGUGAGUCAUCAGCUGCUGCCAUGAACUCAUCGUUGGGCAGUAACCUGUCUGAGCUGGACCGUCUGCUGUUGGAGCUGAACGCCGUCCAGCAAAGCACGCCUGCCUUCCCCACAGAAGAAGAAACAGCUCCGCCACUGCCUGCCAGCGGCAUCGUUCACCACAUCCAUGAGAACGGAGUCUCCACUGCUGGCCAAGGUGCUCCGCCUGUACUGGAGAAGCCCAAACGGGGCACAGCAGGUCGAGGAAUCGAGGAUGUACGACCAAGCGUAGAGAGCCUUCUGGAUGAGCUGGAAAGCUCAGUGCCCUCUCCCAUUCCCCCGCCAUUGAUGGUGUCAGAUGAACAAACAGAUGGACAGGAAGACGCACUGUCACAACAACAAGCCAGAAUGUCUGCUUCCUCGGCCACACGAGAGCUGGAUGAGCUAAUGGCCUCUCUGUCUGACUUCAAAGUCCAAAGCAAUAUCCAGUCGCAGGGAAAGACUUCUCCGACAGCUGCGCCUAAACCUGCCAACAAGCUGGACAACAUGCUGGGAAGCCUGCAGUCCGACCUCAACAGACUGGGAGUCCAGACGGUGGCGAAGGGCGUCUGCGGUGCCUGCAAGAAGCCCAUCGUGGGACAGGUGGUGACUGCCAUGGGCAGGACGUGGCACCCCGAGCACUUUGUGUGCACCCACUGUCAGGAGGAGAUCGGCUCCAAGAACUUCUUUGAGCGGGAGGGCCAGCCGUACUGCGAGAACGACUACCACAACCUGUUCUCCCCGCGAUGCCACUACUGCAAUGGACCCAUACUGGAUAAAGUUGUGACAGCUCUGGACAAGACUUGGCACCCGGAGCAUUUCUUCUGCGCUCAGUGCGGAUCCUUUUUCGGACCAGAAGGUUUCCAUGAGAAGGAUGGAAAGGCGUUCUGCAGGAAGGACUACUUUGACAUGUUUGCCCCCAAAUGCGGCGGCUGCGCCCGUGCCAUCCUGGAGAACUACAUCUCCGCUCUGAAUUCACUGUGGCACCCCGAGUGCUUUGUCUGCAGGGAGUGCUUCACGCCAUUCAUUAACGGCAGCUUCUUCGACCACGACGGCCAGCCGUACUGCGAGGCCCACUACCACGAGCGGCGCGGCUCGCUGUGCUCGGGCUGCCAGAAGCCCAUCACCGGCCGCUGCAUCACCGCCAUGGGCAAGAAGUUCCACCCCGAACACUUUGUGUGCGCCUUCUGCCUGAAGCAGCUGAACAAGGGCACCUUCAAGGAGCAGAACGAGAAGCCCUACUGCCACGGCUGCUUCAUCAAACUCUUCAGCUAGGCGGCAUGUCUCCGUAGAAUCGCGUGCGUGUGUGUGUGCGUGCACCGACACAUUUUGUUUUAGACGUUUACUGUGUAUCAGACGGACGGUGUUUGUCCGAUCGCGUCAUAAGACCAGUCAGAAGUGUUUGUUUCUCGACGGUUAACACUGACAGGACGUCCCCGGCUGUCCGACCUCUCAGGCUUGGCAUAUCACACUUUUACUAAAGACAAUUUCAACACAGCCCAAAGAGAUUUUUUUUACCAAGACUUUUACUCCUGUGUGCAAUAGGAAUGGGGGUGGGGGGGGAAGAUGCUAAUUUCCCCUUGAGUUUAUGUAUAUAAAUAGUCAUACAGAAACUUAGUCAAAUACCCUGAUUUGUGAAUGAUUUCUCUCCCCCGACGCGGGGCGAGACCCUGCAUCCGACGGUGGUGAGCUUAUGUUGAUGUAGUUUAUAUGGAAAUGUAAGACAGUUGCUUGAUUGCAUGGACCAUGGAGCGUUAACCCGAGCUGAUUUAAAGUAUGUUGGGUGUUGAAUAACCAGUGCUUGGCCGGUGGCAGGUGACAGAUAUGUAUUUUUCUAACUUUGGAAAACUAUCGAGGUGCCAUUAAGAGUGACUAUGGUGAAACUCCACAUGUACAGAUGCACACGGAACCUUCUCCUCUGCAGUGAAAUACCACUCCACCGUGUCGGCACACUUUAGCAACACUCCUCUUGACGAGACCGUCUAAAGGUGCAUUUUAAAAGUGAGCAUAAUCAAGAUACUUGUUUUUAUUUUUCUACAGUGAAAAAGUGAAUUCAAACACACAUCUCUCAUUUGUGACCGUUUCAAGACAGCUUUUGAAGUGAGAUCAUUUAUCAGAGAAUAAUCAUAUCAAACCUUGUUUUUACUUACAUCUUGUACCUUUAAUGAUUUUUAUUUUCAUUCAUAACUUAAAUUGUUCUAUCUAAAUAUAUUUAAAAAAAAAACUGAAUGAUGCAGAGUACAGUGCAAAUGUUUGAGGAAGGUGUUGGAAG
Salarias fasciatus (jewelled blenny) is the source of this 2832-nucleotide messenger RNA. It is a transcript of the gene pxna, whose product is annotated as paxillin a. Bases 240 to 1835 code for a protein of 531 amino acids. The record is from RefSeq and is a predicted model, not a curated record. Lineage: Eukaryota; Metazoa; Chordata; Actinopteri; Blenniiformes; Blenniidae. Gene Ontology annotation, biological process: endothelial cell migration; substrate adhesion-dependent cell spreading; transforming growth factor beta receptor signaling pathway. The transcript has 11 exons.